This is a messenger RNA of Rotaria sp. Silwood1, 2720 nucleotides long. The record is from the annotation of a GenBank genome assembly. Lineage: Eukaryota; Metazoa; Rotifera; Eurotatoria; Philodinida; Philodinidae.
UGUUGGUUAGGUGUGGGUGUAGGUGCGGGUGUGAGUGUCAGUGGUGGGUGUGGGUGUGUGGGGUGUGGGGUGUGGGUGUGUGGGGUGUGGGUGUGGGUGGGUGGAUGUCGGUGUGGGUGUGGGUGUGGGUGUGGGGUGAGUGUGGGUGUGCUUGUGGAUUUGAGUGUGGGUGUGGGUGUGGGUGCGGGUGUGUGUGGGUGUGGGGUGUGGGUGUGGACGUGGGAGUGAGUGUGGGGUGUGGGUGUGAAUAUGCGUCUGAUUCACACCCCACACCCCACACCUACAUCCACACCCCACACCCCACACCCCACACCUACAUCCACAUCCCACACCCCACACCCCACACCUACAUCCACACCCCACACCCCACACCUGCAUCCACAUUCCACACCCCACACCAGAGAUGGAACCGGUACCGGUUACCGGCCGGUCCGGUCCGGUCCGGUACCGGUACGGAUUUCAGACCGGCCGGUAACCGGUAGACCGGUCUAUCUUUUUUCUUUCCUGGUUUUAUUGCAUAAACUAGUUAAAUCUGCGAAAUCUUGAUGCUAUCUUGUACAGAAUACGUAUGAAAAUUUCGGUGGAAGUCGAUUGCCUGAACUAUCACUAUCGAAAAGAUAGAAUUUAUAUUGGUAAAAAUUGUGUACCGGCCGGUCUACCGGUAACUGGCCGGUCUACCGGUAGACCGGUCGUGACCGGUAGACCGGCCGGUCACCGGUAGACCGGUCGAUUACCGGUAGACCGGUCAAUUGCGGGUAGACCGGUCGAACCGGUAGACCGGCCGGUCCGGUCCGGUCUGACCUGUUUGGACCGGUACCGGUACCGGUCUUCAAAAAUCCAGACCGGUGCCAUCUCUGCCCCACACCCCACACCUACAUCUACAACCCACACCCACCCACAUCCGGUGUGCUGGCGAUAUCCUCUUCAACCCACACUCACACCCCAACCAUACCCAUGCCCAUACUCGACAUCCACAUCUUCAAGCUCUACACAAAUCACUAUUCAUUAUCUUUUUUUCUUUCGUUUGACGUUUGGAAAAUUUUGGUUUCUUUACUCGUGUUUCUUAAAAACAAGGUUUUUCUACAUUGUAAAUAUCAUAACUCAGCUACAGUAUCAGCUAGAGAGCUGAAAUUUCGUGUUGCAGUAAGACAUUCAAAAAUUUAUAACACAUUAAAGAACAUGUGAUAAUGGAGAGCUCGCAUGUAGUUGAGCCAUUUAUACAUUUGUGAAAAAUUAUUCCUCGUCUUUCGAGUAGUGAUCGAAUCAGAGUGAAGAAGAGAGAAAGCUUUUACUUUUUUGGAACAUUCCAUAUCACGAGACAAGGAGCUACAGACUGGAAAUAAAUUUCACGAAAACAUGGAGAUCUCCUUAGAAUUUUGUGUUAAGCAGUUUCCUCUUUGAAAGCUUAACAUUUCAAUCAUUGGAAAUAAUUGUCGACACGAAAGAAUUCUUACAAAGUCCUUUUUUUAAAGACUGAGUUACGGAAAGUACUAUCUUGUGUAUGAGAAACAAAGAUCUCUUCGACAGUGAUUAUUCAUUUUCUUUUUCUUUGUUCAUUGUAGUUAUUCCCAAUAUUCUACUUGAUGCUGGUUGGUCACUGGAUGGAAAGACUGUUGCUGGAGGGAAUGGAGAAGGCGAUGCCACGAAUCAACUCAAAAGGACUAGUGGUAUCUUCGUUGAUGAUGAUCAAACUAUGAUCAUUGCUGACUCCGGGAAUAAUCGUAUCGUCCAAUGGAAGAUGGGUGAUACGAAUGGACAAGUCGUAGCUGGUGGCAAGGGCAACGGAAAUCGAUUGGAUCAAUUGGAUCGUCCAACUGAUGUGCUAAUCGAUAAAGUGACUGAUAGUCUCAUUAUCUGCGAUCGGAGAAAUCGACGAGUCGUACGAUGGUCUCGUCGUAGUGGCACAACUCAAGGUGAACUCCUGAUUGAUAACAUCAAGUGUUGGGGAUUGUUCAUGGAUGGUCAGAGAUAUCUCUACGUCUCUGUCUACAAAAAACAUGAAGUACGACGAUAUCAAAUAGGAGACAAGAAUGGAGUUAUUGUGGCUGGUGGGAAUGGAGCCGGUGCUGGCCUCAAUCAACUCAACUAUCCGACCUACAUCUUUGUCGAUCAACAACAGACUGUCUACGUGUCAGACUUCCACAAUCAUCGCAUAAUGAAAUGGAAUAAAGAUGAAAAAAAAGGCAUUAUCGUCGCUGGAGGUCAAGGCGAAGGGAAUGCUCUGACACAAUUGUCGUAUCCUAACGGACUCUUCGUCGAUAAGUUGGGUACCAUCUAUGUGGCAGAUCGGUCGAAUCAUCGAGUGAUGCGUUGGCCUAAAGGAGCAAAACAAGGUACUGUCAUUGUGGACGGAAAUGGUCAAGGAGCAGGAGCAAAUCAGUUGAGCUACCCUGAUGGUUUAUCCUUCGACCGACAUGGCAAUAUUUAUGUCGUCGACUAUAAUAAUCACCGUAUUCAGUUUUAUUCUAUUCAAUAAAUUGCACUUGAAUCCAAUUUUUUUUUCUUUGUUUUCACACGCGCGCGCGACUAGAAACCAUCCUGAUGGAGCUGUGGCGAGCGUAACGAAUGUGGGUGUGGAGUGUGGGUGUGGGUAUGGGUGUGGGUGUGGGUGUGGGUGUGGGUGAGGGUGUGGGUGUGGGUGUGGGUCUGUGGGUAUAAGAAUGAGAUACAAAGUUUGACCCACACCCACACCCCACACCCACACCCACACCCACACCCAC